AUGACAUUCCAAGUGCGGCCCCUCAGGUCGCAGAACUCAGACGAGGCGCUGGACGCUGCUGUCCCUAUCCUGUCGACUGCCGCACAGGAGCUUCUCAGCGGCAGCCUGACAGGGCCGGCCCUGCGGCAGAUUGAGAUCGAGUGCGACUUUGACCUCAAGACGGAUGGCACGGCGCCUUUUGAGCAAGAAGUCGAACGGCUGUUCCUGCAGGCCAAGGACGAGGAGGGUCUCCUUCAGCUGGAGGCCGACGAUCCCAGAAGACGACUUCUGGCAGACUCGUGGUCGGCGCUGGCGCUGAACACGGCUGUCAGGGACUUGUCGGUCAACCGAUUUGUGCCUGUGUGGACGUCCGCCUUCCAUUGCACUGCCUUCCGUCAUCUCCUCAGCCGGCUGAACAGCCUGCACAUCAACAUCUUCGGCACAAAGAACGGCAACCGGCGUAUUAACACGGUCUCGACCUACCGCGACUCGCUCCAGUCCAUUCUGAAGGUCCUCUUCCUGCACAGCAGCUCGCUGCGGAGCCUGUCGCUCCAUGCCUCGCAGCAUGCACCCCUCGGCUCCCGCGGCCACUACCACAUCCCCCUCUCCCUGAAAGCCACGCAGCUGCCGCACCUCGAGCACCUCUCCAUUCGGAACUGCUUCAUCGGCUUCGAGCUGGCGCACUUCAUCAACGGCCACGCCAAGACCCUCAAGUCCCUCGAGCUGCGGAACUGCUACAGCUACCGGAACGCUGGCGACGUCGACGGCGAGGGAGGCAUGACCUGGGCGGCCUUCCUCAGCAUGAUCACGCGGCCAGACAUGAAACUGCGGCGCUUUGAGAUCUUUGACGACUACAUCCCCCUGACGAUCGACGACCAGCGUCUCGACAAGUAUGACCCCGAGAACGCAGAUGAGCCCGAGGACGUCAAGAAAGUGCGUCGGGCCCAGAAGGCCAAGCCCAACACGAGACUGUUCCUGUAUGGGUUCCUGCGGGAAUAUUCCGGGGAGCUCUGGAUGAACAAGGAGGCCAUCUUGAGCUCUUUUGAUGGCGAGGAGGACCAGACGGCAUUUGAGGGCCUGAUGAAGGUGAUGGAGAGGCGAGAUGGUGGAGAGCCUGCGGGCGAGGGCGAACACGCUCAAUCCCAGCCAGAGAAGUGUUGUGCCAUUCCAGGCUCUACCGGAGUCAUUGAGCUGCCGGCAUAG
Molecule: messenger RNA, 1182 nt
Organism: Cryphonectria parasitica EP155
Lineage: Eukaryota; Fungi; Ascomycota; Sordariomycetes; Diaporthales; Cryphonectriaceae
Exons: 1
Coding region: 1-1182 (393 amino acids)
Source: RefSeq, a predicted model, not a curated record